UUAUGUUGAUGAAUUCUAAGCUCAAAAUUGUUUUCAUCAUCUCUCUUUCUUCAUACUUUUCCUCCUCUCUCUCUCAACUCCUCCUUCUCUCUUCAUAUUCUUUUGAUCAUCAUCACACAAAACCCAUUUUUCCUAUCAAUUAUUAUUCUUUUAGUACUUCAAUUUCCAUCCUCCCACAUUUCCUCACAUUUACAAUGCAACAGUUGGUUCCUCCGUGGCUCGAAAAGCUUCUCGGAACCGCAUUUUUCUCGAUAUGCAGGACACAUGGUGCAGCCGCAAGAAGCGAAUGUAAUAUGUAUUGUUUGGACUGCAAUUGUGAUGCAUUUUGCUUCUAUUGUAGAUCUUCCCGCCAUAAAGAUCAUCAAGUUAUUCAGAUUAGAAGAUCAUCAUAUCAUGAUGUUGUGAGGGUUUCAGAAAUUGAAAAAAUGUUGAAUAUAAGUGGAGUACAAACAUACGUCAUAAAUAGUGCAAGAGUUUUAUUUCUAAACGAAAGGCCACAACCCAAAUCAGGAAAAGCAGUUUCUCACAUUUGUGAAAUUUGUGGAAGAAGUCUUUUGGAUGCUCUUCGUUUUUGUUCACUAGGCUGUAAGGUUGUAGGAAUAAAAAGAAAUGGCAACACAAGCUUUAUGUUAGAGGGAAUAUCAUCAUCCACAACAACAACAACAUCAAGAUUAUUGAUAUCAUCAUCAUCAUCAACAAGAAGAGGAGAAGAAGAAUUGCGUGAAGGCUCACAACAAGACAUUUACCCGCCCACACCUCCUCCACCCCCUUCAACUUCUUCUAAUAGGAGAAGAAAGGGGAUUCCUCAUAGAGCUCCUUUUGGAUCAUAAUAUAUAUUAUAUUAUAUAUAUACACAAAGAAAGUAAAUUACUCAAUUACCCUACAAAAAAAGCAAACAAAACAAAUGCACCUUAAAUUAAAUUCCCCUUCUCUACUUUAUACAACUCAUCAUCAACAUUGACAAUUUGUUUCACCAAAACAUUUACCCAUCUUUGGAAUCCCUUCCCCAAGCCUUUCUAGGCUCUCAUUUUAUAUGUUUCUCAUUCAAGAUAGUAGCAUCGAUUCGAGGUAUCUCAUAUGAUAAUGAUGCUUUAAACUCGUAAUGUGCUACAUGUGACGCGUAAUUUAACUCAAUUAAACAAUUAAUGUAAAUCGUUAAAAAUGCCACAAAAAAAGGUACAUUUAUUAUUUUCAUUCAAGGUAUAUCGAUCGGUCGUGAGUUGAUCGAUGAUUCUUGGCCGGGUUAAUUUGAUGAGGUUUAAUGAAAGAUGGAAUGUAAUAUAAAGACACAAAUCAAGUCAUCUUGAUUUUGUAUCGACAUAUUUAACGUUGGAUGGGCCAUUACGUCAAGACAAGAUAUCAAGAUUAUUUAACUAGGGAUUGAUGUAUAAGUAUCAACAAAAGAGUUGGUAGUAAAAUUAGCUAUAGCGAUGGGGGGUGAGGGGUCCCAAAUACAAAACAAAAACUCUUGUUCGGUGAGAGGCCAUAAGCCAAUAAUUCAUAAUUGUUAUUUAUAGUUGAAAGGUGUACAUGCAAUUAAUUAGGAAACUAAAGCAAAAAAAAAAUUUUCUUUUGGAGUCCAUAUUAUAAUUCUUCAUUGGCCCCCCAACCCACAUGGGCCGUUUACAAAAAAGAAACACUUUUUGUUAAUUAAAUAAAUAUAAUUUAUUUAUAAUUUUCUAGCAAAGCAAA
Erigeron canadensis is the source of this 1692-nucleotide messenger RNA. Its product is annotated as protein RGF1 INDUCIBLE TRANSCRIPTION FACTOR 1-like. Lineage: Eukaryota; Viridiplantae; Streptophyta; Magnoliopsida; Asterales; Asteraceae. The record is from RefSeq and is a predicted model, not a curated record. The transcript has 4 exons. Bases 3 to 830 code for a protein of 275 amino acids.